AUGUCGGGCGAAGGCGACUGCGCGGCGUCCGGGACGUGCCGCUACGAGCCGAGGAAGGUCAGCGAGGAUGGAAGUAUGGUUCGAAUCCGUAGAGGGUCGUCGAUUGGAAUCAGCGGCACACAACGCGGCACAGCCUGUUGCGACCCACCGGCUCGCUUGGUCUGUGCUUGUUCAGCUCGAUUCGAGAGCCUACCUCAGCUUGGGGACAGGAGACUGCUGAUCAACGCUACAUUUUCCUUUAUUGGAGUCAUGGCCUACUUUCUGUGGGAGAACGAUGCUCGCAACUACCACGAACGUCCACAAGGUCGCUCGCUACCAGAGCUCGUCCAACGCAGGCUAUCUGGCCAACCGCCUCCUUCGAGCCUGUACGCAGGACCGGAUGCCACGCAGCGUUCCUUGUUCCACAUUCCUUCAGCAUCACACAAAGACACAACAUCACCGACAACCUCGGCAUCAGCAGAUACGAACAGAUCAACAUCCAUCAUCAUCAGAGAUGCUCAGCAGCAGGCAGCUCAGAAUCAAGGAGAGCGCGGUUCCGACCUCCGUGCGCUGCGAACCGCCAUCGCCGACGAAUGGAACCAGUCCGUCUCGGCAAAGCGAUCGUGA
This is a messenger RNA of Pseudozyma hubeiensis SY62, 606 nucleotides long. RefSeq lists its product as hypothetical. Gene Ontology annotation, biological process: protein secretion. Lineage: Eukaryota; Fungi; Basidiomycota; Ustilaginomycetes; Ustilaginales; Ustilaginaceae. The coding region runs from base 1 to 606 and encodes 201 amino acids. The record is from RefSeq and is a predicted model, not a curated record. The transcript is spliced from 3 exons.